AUGGCGCCGCGCCGACGACGGAUGCUGGCGCUGCCGGCGGUGUGCCCGUGCGAGGCCAUCGCGCCGGCGCCGCUGCUGGCGUCGCUGCUCUCCCUGGCCGCGGACGUCGCGGGCCUCCGGGCCGCCGCCGACGUGGACGCGCUCCCGGCGCUCCGGGGCGCGGCGCGCGAGGCUGUCCGGAUCGCCGGCCUGCUCCUCGCGUUCCUCGACGGCAUCCCCGUCCCGGACGAGGCGGAGGCGGCCCCGGCCGUGCUCGUGCUGGGGCUCUCGGAGCUGCACGUGGCGCUGCAGAAGCUGCGGCUCCUGCUCGCCGACUGCGCCCGGAAGGGGGCGCGCCUGUGGGUGCUUAUGAACGCGGAGCUGGCGGCCUCCGAGCUCCGGGUGCUGCUGGGCUCCGUCGCCACGGCGAUGGACGUGCUGCUGCUGCCUUCGGAGGGGCACGUCGUCGUCGGGGGGGCGGCGUCCGCGGACGCCGACGCCGAGGAGCUCGCGGGGCUGGUGUCCCGGCACGCGUGGCGCGCGGCGGCGCGGCUGCGGCCGGACCCGGAAGACGACCGCGCGGCGCGGGGCGUGCGCUCGGUGCUCGCGCGGUUCGCUAGCGGCGUCACGCCCGACGCCGAGGACGCUAGGCUCGUGCUCGCCCGCGUCGGCCUCGCCACCUGGCACGACUGCUCCGAGGAGGCCGCGUUCCUGGAGGCCGAGCUGCUGGAGCGCCUGGAGACCGGCAGCGACGACAACGACAACGACAACGACCGCAGCAAGACCGACAAGGCCGCCGCGACGGUGAACAGGCUCCCCCCGAGGUUCACCCUCAGCCUCAACCCGGAGGCGCUGCAGUGCCCGAUCACGCUGGAGCUGAUGACGGACCCGGUGACGGUGGUCACCGGCCAGACGUACGACCGCGCGUCCAUCAAGAAGUGGAUCAAGAGUGGGUGCCGGACGUGCCCCGUCACCGGCGAGAGGCUCCGCAGCGCGGAGCUGGUGCCGAACGUGGCCGCGCGCGGGGUCAUCGAGCAGCUCCUCCUCAGCCGGGGUGUCCCGGUCCACGAGCCCAGCAGCAAGCACCGGUGCGCGGUGGACAAGACCGCCACGCCGUUCGGCGCGGCCGCGGCCGGCGGCGUGCGCCUCUCCGCGGCGUUCCUGACGGCGAGGCUGUCCAGCGUCAGCGGCGCGCCCGAGGAGCAGAAGAGGAAGGCGACGCACGAGGCCCGCAAGCUGUCGAAGCGGAACGUCUUCUACCGGGCGUGCCUCGUGGAGGCCGGCGCCGUGCCGUGGCUGCUCCACCUGCUCUCCUCCACGGACGCGUCCGUGCAGGACAACGCCGUGGCGGGCCUGCUCAACCUGUCCAAGUACCCGGCGGGGCGGCGGGCGCUGGUGGAGGCCGGCGGGCUGGGUCUCAUCGUGGACGCCGUGAACGUGGCCGCCAAGGUGGAGGCGCGGCAGAACGCGGCGGCCGUCCUGUUCUACCUCUCGUCCAACCCGGAGUACUGCGAGCAGAUCAGCCGCAUCCCGGAGGCGAUCCCGACGCUGGUGCGCCUGGCGCGAGACGGCGCGUACCGGGGGCGGAAGAACGCUCUGGUGAGCCUCUACGGGCUGCUCCAGUGCGCGGACGCGCACGGCAGGGCGGUGUCUGCGGGCGCCGUGGACGUGCUCGCCGGCCUGAUGCUGGUGGGCGCGUCGUCCGCCUCCGCCGGAGACGACGGCGGCGACCUCGCCCUCGACGCCGUCGCGCUGCUCGCGAGGCUCGCGGAGCAGCCGGGCGGCGCGCGCGCCGUCGCGGCGAGCUCGGAGCUGGUGACGAGGCUGGUGGACUUCCUCGGCGAGGCGGCGUCGCGGUCGGCCAAGGAGCACUGCGUGGCGCUGCUGGCGUCGCUGGGCCGGCACUGCGGGGACAAGGUGCUCGCGCUGCUGGGCAAGCUGCCUGGCCUGAUGCCGGCGCUGUACGCGCUCAUCGCUGACGGCACCCCGCAGGCGGGCAAGAGGGCGCGGUGGCUGGUGAAUGAGAUCCACCGCCACUACGAGCAGCGCCAGACGCCGGCGUCCGCGCCAACCCCGGCGACCGGCGACCGUGUCAUCCGUGUAUAG
Molecule: messenger RNA, 2085 nt
Organism: Miscanthus lutarioriparius
Lineage: Eukaryota; Viridiplantae; Streptophyta; Magnoliopsida; Poales; Poaceae
Source: the annotation of a GenBank genome assembly